Cornus florida is the source of this 945-nucleotide messenger RNA. RefSeq lists its product as uncharacterized. Bases 1 to 945 code for a protein of 314 amino acids. The transcript has 3 exons. The record is from RefSeq and is a predicted model, not a curated record. NCBI's taxonomy places the organism in Eukaryota, Viridiplantae, Streptophyta, Magnoliopsida, Cornales, Cornaceae.
AUGGCACAGACUUAUAUACCAGUUGCACCUGUGACUGCUCCAGUGACACAGAUGACUGUUCCACAAGCGGCGCCCAUGCCAACCAUUCAACAAGUUCAAAAUCCUUCACCUGUAGCAUUUCCACAGCAGACUUGGCAUGAUAAGCCUAGCCAACCAUGGCCAUACCACAACCCUCAAGCACAACAAAAUGUUCCACCUGUGAACAUUCAGCCAGCCGCACCUGUUCCAGCAAGGCCACCACCUAUGGUCAUUCCUAUGCGGUUGGGGGGCAACCUUUUCCAAAGGAGCCACUUCUUGACCAAGGAGGAAGGAACUAUGGCAGAAACAACUAUGCAGAUGCCAACCCUUUGCUUAUGGCGGGAAUUUGGCCUAACUCGAAGGGGUGGAAGGCCAACUUACAGAAAGCCAUAUCCAGAGUUUAUUGAUGAAGUUGAAUUUCCAAGGAAUUUCAGAAUUUCAGAGUUUGCAACGUUCAAUGGAGAGGGCGAACAAUCUACCUUGGAACAUAUCAGUCGGUUCACUGUCCAAUGUGGAAAAGCAGCAGCCAAUCCAUGGCUGAAAGUACGCUUGUUUCCAAACACACUGACGGGAUAUGCUUUCAGGUGGUAUUCCAACUUGCCAGCCAACUCCAUUCAAAGUUGGCAACAAUUUGAGGAUUUAUUCCAUACUCAGUUCUACAGAGCUGAGCUUGAAGUGUCCAUGGCAGACCUUUCUAGACUUUAUCAACUACCUGGAGACAAAGUGGCUAAGUAUGAAGAGCUCCUUCGUGAGGAGCAAGAUAGGAAGAACUCUUCCAAGGGCACUUACUAUCGUGAUCUUAACUAUGAGGUGUAUACCACUGAAACUGAAGGGGAGUUUGAAGUAAAUGUAGCCGAGCUCAACAUAAAGAAGGCAUAUACUUGUGAGGCCUUGACAAAACCAAAAUCAGCCACGGCCAACUUGUAG